Molecule: messenger RNA, 1254 nt
Organism: Salmo salar (Atlantic salmon)
Lineage: Eukaryota; Metazoa; Chordata; Actinopteri; Salmoniformes; Salmonidae
Product: gamma-glutamyl hydrolase
Biological process (GO): tetrahydrofolylpolyglutamate metabolic process
Cellular component (GO): vacuole
Molecular function (GO): gamma-glutamyl-peptidase activity
Source: RefSeq, a predicted model, not a curated record
CACCCCUCUGACCUUCUCCAAUGGGUUUUGAAAAGGUGAAGAGGACGCCAGGGCUAUGCAAUUGAGCUCUUCCUCAUGACAAACAUAAACUGUAUGCAACCUAUAGCAAUGUACUAGUUUCCAGUGUCAUCAAGUCCUCUUUAGACGGAGAAGCUCGUUUCAUUUUUUUACAAUACCAAUUUGAUCCACACGUGGAAACACGUUUCGGAAAUGAGCAAGUUUGCCUUACUGUUUUGUUUUGCUUUCUCAACUUUGUCCUCGUUCACAGCGCUGAAGAGGAACGACGAGCCUAUCAUCGGUGUUUUGGCGCAGGAGGUAUACUCGCCUCGACCACAGAAUGCGUCUUAUAUAGCCGCAUCGUAUGUCAAGUUCCUGGAGUCUGCUGGAGCAAGAGUCGUCCCUGUGAUGAUAAAUAAGACACUGGAAGAGUACAAAACACUGUUCAACUCCAUUAAUGGAAUACUCUACCCUGGUGGUGGUGUUAGCAUCCUCACAUCUGGGUAUGCAAACACUGCUAGAAUCUUUUAUGAGCUUGCCAUAGAGGCCAACUCAAGGGGUGACUAUUUCCCUGUAUGGGGCACAUGUCUUGGAUUUGAGGAAUUGACGUACCUGACCAGUGGAAAGAUGCUUCUGUCCCACACCAACACCAGUGGUGUGGCAUUGCCACUGGUGUUUACUAACAGAUCAAGAGGGAGUAGGAUGUUCAAGGGCUUCCCAUCAGAGCUCCUGGAUGCCCUGGCCUCUGAGCCAAUCACUGAAAACUCCCAUAAAUGGAGUCUCACUUUGGCGAUUUAUAACAGCAAUGCAGACCUUAGGAAGUUCUACAAAGUCCUGACCACAAGCAGUGAUGGGAAAAAUGAGUUUGUGUCAACUAUGGAAGCAUAUGGUUUCCCCAUCUAUGGAACCCAGUGGCACCCUGAAAAGAAUGCAUUUGAAUGGACAAAGCCGUACAUUCCACACUCUCCAUUGGCUGUAAAGGUUACUUUCUUCAUGGCCGAUUUCUUUGUCAAUGAAGCUAGAAAAAACGUUCACAAAUUUGAGGAUGAGGAGGUGGAGAAGAGGGCACUGAUAUAUAACUACAAUCCUGUGUACACUGGAAUCAAGUCAGCCUUUGAACAAAUAUAUUACUUUUGAAAUGAGUGUCUUUUUGAUAUUUUAAGUAGAAAUUGUGGACAACUAUUGAAUUUUAAAAGCCUGUUAUAUGAACUAUUGAUUUUUUUAUAUUAAUAAAGACUUGCUAAAGUGCCAAACAUG